AUGACAGAACUUCAGGAACCCCAUGAAUUCCUGGCGAUAAAAUGUGAUAAACGGCAGCCGUGCUACAAUUGUGCGACAUCGAAAUUGCAAUGCAAUAGGUCUCGGCAAAAACGCACAGUCCGUCAGAAAGUCAAUACCAAUGAGAAGAUCCAGGCAAUUGAUCAACGAUUGUCAGCUUUGGAGGAAGUGCUGUGGCACAGCAAGUUCGCUCAGCAGUCACCGAGUAAUCAAGAUCCUGUUCAACCUGCGGCCUCGGUCCCUCCCGAAGCAGAGGAAGUGACAGAUGUUGUUACAUCCCCAACGGUUCCUCGACAGUCCCUGAAACGGAAACGUACGUUAGAGGUUGCUAUCGAGGACUCUGCCUACUGUACGCCGCUUUCUGACGCCACGUCGACUCGCGAGAAUGAGGCUCGGGCCUUCAUCCGCACGGAGCUGUACCGCAAUCACCGUUUGUCCACCAGUCAACGCGGGGUCCUUCGGUCAGCCCUGACGUUAGUCGAAACACUCUCUCAUGGCGCGGACCUGGCUGGAAAUGACUUUACUCGCUGGGAUCAGGGUGAUGCUCCCACUGCCGAACUCUCGCAGGCGGAUAUCACACAUAUUCUCAUGAGAGAUGGGAAUGAACAACAGAGUGCGGACACGGGCCUUCGGUUCCCUGAUUUCCCCAGAAGGAGCGCUAUAAAACGGAUCGCCUUGGCUCAGUUGGGGGCCACAGUUGACGAGCCAAACGCUAACCUCCACAAAGUUAUCUUGCAUUUCCGAGCAGCUGUGCUAUAUCACGCCUAUACACCGUCAGAAGUACGUGAGGUUUCUCUGCUGAGGUCCGUUGAAGACCUGAAAACCAAGCACUUACAUGCGUCUCUGGCUGCACUGAACCGCGUCGGGUUUCUAGCACCUCCGUCCCUGCUCCUGUUGCAGGCACUUGUUACUGGAACCCUUCAACAGGCUAUUAUUAUGGCAAUUCUAGGGGAUGUGCAAGGCUGCCUCACGCUAACUGUCUCGGCCUGUCGCACUGUAGUCGCUACUGGAUAUCAUCUUGUCACCGAUACAGUCGCGAAGACAGACGAGGAUGAAGAAGCUCGAUUGUGCAUUGUCUGGUGCUACCACUUCGACAAGGCGAUGAGCAUGCUCCUCCGAAGGCCUCCAGUGCUGCCGAAGUUACGGGCAUCCGUCCUCGAUCUUGUGGGUCACAGCCCUAGAGAACCGAUGGCGGUUGUCUUCAAGCUUUUCACGGAAUUGGCUCAAGUGCAGGAAUCCGCCAUGGAGCUUCACUUUUCACAUAAUCAUGGAAGCGAUGAAGGGUGGUUAAUUAGUGAGAUUGGCAUCCUGCGAAAUCAAAUGAAUAGAAUUCACAAUUCUAUACGCGAACUUUCCGAUUCAAUUUCCCAUGAGUCCAAUCUGGACGUGAUCUUACAUGUGUUGAAUCUAGACUUCACCGCUCAUGCCAUUGAAACGGCUAUCCUUCGUUUAAAUCCCAACAUGUUGUCCGAUGCAACCUCACGGAACACAUGCCUCUCCUGCGCCAGAAAAGCGCUCUUAUCUUUUCAGAAGAUACAGAGCUUGGUCUCUGGGGACCGGAAUGCCCUUGGAGGCUACCAAUUUUACUUGUCAUGGAUGGUCGCUACCUAUCCUUUGUGCCCAUUUUUUGUUUUGUUCUGCCACGUUGUCUGCACUGCUAACAACUCAGACUUCAAUCUCAUGGAGAACAUUUCUACUGGGUUUUCUGGCCUGCCUGCCCCGAACAAGCACAUUGCGAAACUGCAUACCCUGUGUCGCACACUUGUUAACAUCUGUCGACCACUAGUCGUACGGCCACGGGAUGCUAUCACGUCCGCAAAUGUUCCUGGACAUGAGGAGUGUUCGGGACUGGAACGAAGGCAAGGGACAAUGACUCCUACCGGCACCGGAAGUGACGAUCAUAAUCCACCGAGAAGCGGGCAGAAACCGGACCAUGCCAGGUCCAGCAUUGGCACAGCUUCAGGAACGGGUUCACUUAUAUCCUUAAAUGGCGAGGGUUGGAGUCUGGGUGUUGACGCUCCAACGGACCCCACGCUGUGGGACAACGAGCUGAUAUGGCAGCUCUUUAAUUCAGAACCUUCGAUAGAUUGGUACAAUGCCUGUGAUUCCAUUGUAGAUUGGGGCUCAGAUUCGCACUGA
Aspergillus pseudoviridinutans is the source of this 2157-nucleotide messenger RNA. RefSeq names its product fungal specific transcription factor domain-containing protein. Lineage: Eukaryota; Fungi; Ascomycota; Eurotiomycetes; Eurotiales; Aspergillaceae. The transcript has 7 exons. Gene Ontology annotation, biological process: regulation of DNA-templated transcription. The record is from RefSeq and is a predicted model, not a curated record. Gene Ontology annotation, molecular function: DNA-binding transcription factor activity, RNA polymerase II-specific; zinc ion binding. The coding region runs from base 1 to 2157 and encodes 718 amino acids.